Platichthys flesus (European flounder) is the source of this 6550-nucleotide messenger RNA. Its product is annotated as formin-2-like. Gene Ontology annotation, biological process: actin nucleation; intracellular transport. The transcript has 20 exons. The coding region runs from base 349 to 4830 and encodes 1493 amino acids. Lineage: Eukaryota; Metazoa; Chordata; Actinopteri; Pleuronectiformes; Pleuronectidae. Gene Ontology annotation, cellular component: cytoplasm; actin filament; endoplasmic reticulum membrane. Gene Ontology annotation, molecular function: microtubule binding. The record is from RefSeq and is a predicted model, not a curated record.
CACUGAGCAUGCAGCCCCUACGUCAGAGCAGAUGGAGAGGAGGAAGAGGGGGAGGGUAAGACACAGAGAGAGAGAGGGGAGGAGGAAGAGGGAGCUGUAUGUGUCUCCUGCAUCCGCGCCAGCAUCACUGCCACCCCAGCUUUCGUCACCGGAAAAAAUACAAAGAGCUUCACACGACAGAGGGAGCAAAAGAAAACAUCAGCAGCAGCUCCUCUUUCACCACCAGACGUGCAUCCCCAGCUUAGGCCUCUACCUUCCUUGAGCAUCUAAAAGCUCCCCCGAAACAGAAAAAGCUCUCCCAGGCAUGACCUGACUGAGGCAGACAGCCAUCAGUCGCUCUCCAUCGACAUGGGCAACCAGGAGGCUAAGCAAAAGAAAGCUGCGGCAGCAUCGGGAAAUGGAAGCUACCCAUCACUGGAUGAAGGAUGGAGAGAGGGAGGAGGGGAUGUGUCAAAAAAGGGAGGAAAGAGGCUGCACGGUAAGCAUGGAUGUAAAGGAGCAGGCAGCAGUGGAGUAGGAGGGGGCACAGGACCAGGCAGGAAAAAAAACAAAUCCGAGUCCAAGCCCUCUGUUUUCUCCAUCCGCAAGAGAAAGAGCAACCUGAAAGGGAAAGGAGACGCAUGCUCCUCUGUAACAGGCUCAAAGGAGGACGUGUUAGCAUCACAACAGGAUGAACUGGACAGGACAAAAACACCUGAUCUGUCAGCAGAUGAGCUCGGGCAGUCGGACACCGAGGCUGCUUUUCCCGAGAAGAGGAAGAAAGUGGAGCCAGGGAACAAGGAUGGAGAUGGGGGAAGAAGAGAGCAGCGUCAGGAGGUGCAGUGGAAAACCUCGACAGCAGCGACCUCUCCCGCAGAGAAUGGAGGGCAAAAGGGAGGGAGCUCUGGGUCAGACACUGAUAUUUACAGCUUCCACUCAGCAGCAGACCACGAGGAUCUGCUAGCGGACAUCCAGCUCGCUAUACGGCUGCAGCACCAACAGCAGCAGGGGGUGGUUAACUCGACUGGGGAAGUACAGGGAGGGGGGGAGGAGAAAGGGAAAAGGAGUAAUGGAGUAAUCAAAUUAACUCCUCCUGAAGCACUUGACCUGACCCCAGAAUUAGAAGUGGCGUCUGAUGCGCUGUCAUUCUUAGAGACAGGGACUCUGUCUGGCUCAAUUAAGGACAUGGACCAGCCUCUAACAAUCAGCCCCACCUUCCAAACAGAGGUGCAGGAGAACAAGGAGGAGAAGGUGCAGCAGGAGGAGGUGGAGUGUCUGGAGUUAAACAGGAAGGGACAGAGGGAGAAGGAGAGAGAAGCCCCUCUUUGUUUUGCCACAGGCGCAAAAGAGCAGCAUGAUUUGGUUCAGCAGCCCGCUUGCACGGCAGUCACUAUGGCUACUGAAGGGGGGGUAGCAGUCAAGCCAGUCACCAUGACAACCAGUGGCAACAGCUUCCCGGAUCACGUACCCCCUCAGGAGGAGGAGGAAGCUGGAGGCGAAACCCCUCAGGAGGAGAGGGAGCCUGGGGUGGACAUGGAUCUCAGUCCUCCUCCCGCAGACAGCCACAACACAAGCACUGAAGCAGCCGAUGGGCUGGGGCCAGGCAUCCUGUCCGAGGACGGUGAGGGUCCAUUGGGCUCGGGUACUAGUGCAGAGUCCCUAGAGGACUGCCUAAGUGCCGGCUCUGAGCACCACUCUGCUUCAGCCAGCACCAGUGCCUCCCCCUCCACCCAGCGGUGCAGGAGGAGCAGCAUCUGCCUCACCCCACUGCCUCCCCAGGAGAGCCCCACAUUGGCCAAACGACUCCUCAGGUCCACCCACUCCUCCACCUCCUCUAGCCCUGUGGUGAAACCCUACCCUCCUAUCUUCCCCUCCUACAUAAAGACCACCACCAGGCAGCUCAGCUCCCCAGGACACUCCCCAGCCCUGUCCCCAUCCCACAGCCCUCUGUCCCCUCGUAGAGUCCACCAUCACCUCCACAGGAUGAUGGCUGAGGGUCAACGGGUCCGUAGGCAGCGCUCCCGCAGCCUGGCCAGGUCUCUGAGUCGCUCAGCUGACUGGACAGAGGAGCUCGAGAGGAGGCUGAGGAGCAGAGAGGAGGAUGGAGGAGCCUCUAGUGGUUCAAGAGAAUAUCUGGAGGGCUACAGAGGAGGAGGCAGCCAGCCCCUGUGUGCGACCAGAAGAUCGUCCUGUGGACAGGUUUCCACCUGCGGCUUUCAGGACGUCUUUACAGGUCGCACCUUGCUGGAGAAGCUGUUCUUGCAGCAGCAGCAGGAGGAGCCCGAAGAGGCAGAGAGGCUGUGCUCCAGGAUCUUGGCCAUGGGUCUCCUGCUGCCGUUCACCGACUGCUUCAGAGAGAAGCUAUGUGACAGCCCUGUACACAUCACCUCCACGUCAUCAGCCAGGUUCGACCAUGAUCAGUUGUAUACAUGGGCAGCAGUUAACCAGCCGUCACACUCCAUGGAUCUGCUUGAUGGGAGGCCUCCUGGGCAGAUCAAGGGUUCCUUGCCCCCAACCAGGCCUGGUUCAGACAAUAGGAACAUAUUCAAAUCCACAGAGGCUGUAUUUGUUGAGGACAAUCAAGAGCAUCCUGCAGCCAUGUUGGGUUUGAAGCCACCACAGGAGGACAGUCAAGAUGGUCUGGAAGAACGAGUCCUACCUUCAACAAAACUGAAGGAGAAGCACAUUAACGUCAUCCUGCAGCUGGAACAAACCAUAGAGGACCUCAGGACUAAGAUCGCCGAGCUGGAGCGACAGCCCCCUCUGCUGGACAGCGACAGUAUGAAACCCGCCACCUCCACCACGGAUAAGGAGUGUGGGGGGGAGGAGAGCUGGCUGAGGGAUGUGUGUGACGCCCACCUGCAGACAGAGGCCCCUCCCUCUCCGGGCUGCCUGGAGGCCAAGUCGGUUCAGACCUCGCCCAUGGAGGACAGCUUUAAGUUCAAAGUGCCUUGCAGCGAGUCGGGUGUAGAGACCGGCUUCCUGCAGCCCCCCCCACAGUGUUCGUGUCAGCAGCAGCCUCCCUCUCUGCCCCUUCCAGUGGGAUUAGAGGCCUCUCAUCCAGCACAGACUGUGGCACCUCCUCCUCCACCUCCUCCCCCACCCUUCCCAGUGGGCUCAGUGCCUGCUUCUCCACCACCACCUCCGCUACCACCUGGUUCAGCAUUUCCUCCUCCUCCUCCUCCUCCUCCUCCUCCUCCACCUCCUCCUCCUCUUCCUGGUGGUCUCAUGCCACCCCCACCUCCUCCCCCUCCUCUGCCUGGUGGCAGUGCUCCACCUCCGCCUCCGCCGCCACCCCCUCCCCUCCCUGGUGGCAUUGCCCCACCCCCUCCUCCCCCAUUACCAGGAUUCGGAGGCCCACCUCCUCCUCCUCCACCACCGCCACCGCCAGGCUGUGGGCCGCCUCCUCCCCCUGCUCCACCAGGAGCCAUCUUUGGUCCCCCGGCUCUCCCAGGCGGUAUGGGCUCACUGCCUCCUCCUCUGCCGUUUGGGCUAUAUGCUCUGGGCCUGACUCAGGAGAAACCCCCCAGGAAGGCUUUGGUGGAGCCACCCAGACCUAUGAAGCCACUUUACUGGACCAGGAUCCAGCUGAACACCAAAAAAGAGGUUACUUCGUCAUUGGUGUGGGACACAAUUGAGGAGCCUGACAUGGACUUUGAAGAGUUUGUGGAGUUGUUCUCGAAAACAGCUGUGAAGGUUAAGAAGCAGCCGCUCUCCGACACCAUCACCAAGUCCAAGGCAAAACAGGUUGUGAAGCUCCUAAACAACAAGCGAUCUCAGGCAGUAGGAAUCCUCAUGUCCUCCCUGCACCUCGAUAUGAAAGAUAUCCAGCAUGCCAUCCUGAACUUGGACAACACGGUAGUGGACCUGGAGACCCUGCAGGCCCUGUAUGAAAAUAGGGCCCAGCAGGAGGAGCUGGACAAGAUUGAAAAGCACAUCAAGUCCUCUAAAGACAAAGAGAAUGCUAAACCUCUGGACAAACCUGAGCAGUUUCUCUACCAGCUCUCCAUGAUCCCGAACUUCUCUGGCAGAGUUUUCUGCAUCCUUUUCCAGUCCAGCUUCACCGAGUGCAUAUCGUCGUUAACGAGGAAACUGGACACGCUGCAGAGAGUCUGUGAGGCCUUACAAGACGAUGGGAGAGUGAAGCAGGUUCUGGGUCUUGUCCUGGCCUUUGGUAACUUCAUGAAUGGUGGUAAUCGAACCAGGGGCCAAGCUGAUGGAUUCACCCUGGACAUUUUGCCCAAACUGAAAGAUGUCAAGAGCAGCGACAGCACGAGAAGUCUUCUGUCUUAUAUUGUUGCUUACUACCUCAGACACUUUGAUGAGGACGCUGGCAGGGAGACGUGUGUGUAUCCAAUCCCGGAGCCUCAAGAUUUGUUCCAGGCUUCACAGAUGAAAUUUGAAGACUUUCAGAAAGACCUGACUCGACUCACGAAGGACCUCAGAGCAUGUACAUCGGAAGUUGAAAAGGUGUGCAAAGUUUCGGAUGAGGAUAACUUGCAGCCUUUCAAAGAUAAUAUGGAAGAAUUCCUGAAACAAGCUAAAAGUGAAAUGGAGACACAUGAAGGUCAACUCAGCAGCACUCACAAACUGUUCAUGGAGCUCUCAGUGUUCUUCUCGGUGAAGGCCAAGGGAGGAGAGAAGGAGGUCUCACCCAACACGUUCUUCUGCAUCUGGCAUGAGUUCUCCUCUGACUUUAAAGACCAGUGGAAGAAGGAGAACAAAACCAUUCUCAAGGAGAGGUUAAAAGCAGCAGAGGAGAGCUUCCGUCAGGCCAAGGAGAAGGCUUCCUACAGCGUCAAACCUAAACACGCCUCUGGCAUCAAAGCCAAGCUGGGCAUGAAGAUCUGACUCCUGGCACGUUUGUUUUCCCAACUGUGGGCACCAUAAGUGAGUAAAAGACAAACAGUAUGAAGAGGACGGAAAAGGAAAUGGAAGGGACAGCACUAAUGUGAACGACAUGUACUGUAUGUGCAGCUGUGCCCACUCUGGACGUCUUGUUUGAUCACUGGUUAAUUUGCAGAGGAUCAGUUUUUUCUGCUCUGUCAUCCUGUUGCCUUAUGUUGCUUAGAACAACAGUCUUGGGAGGAUGCUGCUGCUGCAGGGGCCGCCGGGCACAAGGAAUCAUGGACUGCUGGGAUCAGUGCAGCUCACACACACAACAUACAUUAUACAUUAGCUGGAAGAACUCACUGUCUGUGCAGCCUAUAAGCCCACAUCAUCAUUUUGCUGCAGAAUGGUGAAGUAAGACCACAAUGUUUCAGGUGCAAUGAAUAUGUUGUGCACUUAUUCCCCUGACUGCAACCUCAACAAAUCACCACAAGCUCAGCGAGGAAGACAGCUGGUUUAAAAUGUGACAGUAUUACGUUAUAAAUAUUAACUGCAACUGUCUGACAGGGCACAUUGUGUUAUUUCAAUUGCCUAACUCUCACUGACAGUAUUUAUCAGUUGGCCUUGGCUAUGCAAUGAGAGAAAAAACAUACAUCCAGAACUGAGCCUGUGCAGGAUUCACAGCAGUAUUGUCCCGAACAGAGACGGAGACUUCAGUUUAUGUUUCCUCAUAAUGUGGAAAUCCUCAGGACGUACACACAGUUUAUAGAACUUGAGCCGAGGGACCUUCUAGCCUUCCAGCCCAAUGAUUCCAUGCUGUAGGUUUUCAGGAACAUCAGCUAGAUCCACAUUAAACAGCUUUACAAUUGCAUUCAUUUGCUUUUGUUUUUCAAAGUCAGACGUCAGAGCAGGCUUUUGUUCUGGCAGUGUGUGGAAAUGCGCAGAGUUACCCCUUCAAUCAAUUUAAUUUAGCUUGAUGAGCUACUUGGUGAUGUCCAGCAUGAACGCCAAAUCAAACCACAUAGCCAUAUUCCAUCACUUGGUUCCAUGCAAGGUUUUUCCUUUAUCUCCAUGAGUUGUUGAACUCCGUAAAUGACCCAACCAUUUCACCUCACUGUGGUUAAUCAAAUCUUCAUCUUCACCUCAAGCUCACUUAUCCAAACACAAGUGGUGUUUGUUCAGCCCUCUGCUUCUGACCAGGCUUGUGAAGACAUUAUAUCCUCUCCUCUCCAGAUCCAGCAGUGGCAGUGAUCCAACAAACAAAAACCGUCUUGUUGUUCUGUAUUGGUUAUGUCAGUAGUUUCCUCACAGGUCAGGGAGCUCCAUAUCAUUAAUCCACUCUGUGAUGGUUCCUCAAGAAAAACGGACACUUUGGAACAAUAUUACUUUGUCCCCAGCGGCAACAAGGCUGACCAAUUCAGCAGCCAUUGAUGAAACAGACAGCUGGAUUGACUGGCAUAGAUAAGAAGCACUUGUAGGGACAGUCAGUGAUAUACAGUCUUAUCUGGCUUUACUGUACAAAUAUUAAAAUGGGGGUUAUAGUUGCAACGUGCUGUAUUGAAAAGUAACAUUAAUGUGGGUUUAACCCAGCGACAGCCCAGAACACACUUGGACUGACCCAUUACCACAAUGCUGCUGUGAAUCUCCAGCAGCAUUCCAAUCAGACUCCAGCUUCCAAUCAGACUGCACCUCUCAGUAGAAAGUCACACACAGUAUACAAUUUUUCCAGCACUGUUGAUGG